This is a messenger RNA of Colletotrichum higginsianum IMI 349063, 420 nucleotides long. RefSeq lists its product as uncharacterized. The transcript is spliced from 3 exons. The record is from RefSeq and is a predicted model, not a curated record. Bases 1 to 420 code for a protein of 139 amino acids. Lineage: Eukaryota; Fungi; Ascomycota; Sordariomycetes; Glomerellales; Glomerellaceae.
AUGGCCGACAACGAUUCCAGUGAGUCGCAGAGACCCAAGUCGCUCCAACUCACCAAGACGCCUGAGCCACGAUUAGACCAGCAAAUGGUCACCGGCAACACCCCCAGCAACACCCCCAGCACCCCGGGUGUUUUCCCUUCUUUCGACUGGGAAGAGUUCGAAGCCCGGUAUGAAAAGGCCCUUGCGGAGGCCGAUGAGAAGGAGAGAGAGCUCUUGCUCGAGUUCGACAGUCUUGUGAAAUACUUCAACGUCUGGGCAUCCACUUCAAGUGCUCACGACAACGAACGUGCAGUUAAGCGUCUCCAUACGAGGCAGAGAUAUGUCAACUUGGCGGAGAAGAAUAUGGCUCAAAGGGAGGAGCACAUGACCGAAGUGCUUCGCGCUUUCCAAAGCGCUCUCGCCCUCUUGAGCCGGUCUUAG